Messenger RNA from Linum trigynum, 1743 nucleotides. The record is from the annotation of a GenBank genome assembly. NCBI's taxonomy places the organism in Eukaryota, Viridiplantae, Streptophyta, Magnoliopsida, Malpighiales, Linaceae.
CGCACCUAUUUCUCACGCCGAGUCCUGUCCCAGUCUCUUAACUCUCCAUCGGACAAUUCUUAGCUCCAAUUUUAAUUGGACACAAAAGUUUUCUAUUGGUGAGUUCAUCUUUCUUUUUUAAAUUUUAAUUCUUAAUUUAUUUAGUAUGAUUAAGAACAUUAAAUAUUAAGAGAAAAGGAAAAUGAGUCCAACCAAUAACAAACGGACAUGUUAGAGGGUUGGACGCUAAGAAUUUUCCCGUCUCCAUCCCCCGCCCAACUAUAUAAUGCAACCAAAUUGCUUCUGCAUUGCAAUAACAGAACAAAAUUGGUCAACCAUGGGUAAACCAAUAACCACCAUGAGCUUUGCCUCCACCGGUACUUUCUUUUCCAUUCUGCUCAUUCUCGUUCUGUCGCACUACCAAUCUCCCACUGCCGCCGCCGCCGCCGACGACUUCCCACACCUAGAAAUUGCAGAAUCCGACGACCAAGUAGCUCCAUUUGAAGCUCCAGCACCCUCCCCGACCGACGAAGUCGAUAUAGGAGAUAAUUAUUAUGCGCCAUUUGAAGCUCCAGCAUCUUCCCCAACUGAUGAGCUUCUGUACGACGUCGAUUACGCUCCCCUCGAGUCUCCGUCCCCUGCUCCAGCAGAAGAAGAAGAAGACGAUUACCCGCCAUUCGAAGCUCCAGCGCCAAGCGAGUUCUCGUACGAGGGGGACGACAACUAUUAUGCUCCUCUCGAGGCUCCAUCGCCAACCCAAGAGGACGAUUAUGCCCCUAUUGAAGCUCCAGCGCCUUCACCCACGGAGGAUGAUGAGGACGAUUAUUAUGCCCCGGUUGAACCUCCAGCGCCUUCCCCCGCGGAGGAGGAGGACGAUUAUGCCCCUCUGGAGGCUCCAGCGCCAUCCCCAAUCGAAUCGGCGUCGUUGGGUGAUGAGGGCGAGGACUUGGCGGCGCCAUUUCAGGCUCCAUUGCAGCCGACGUCAGUAGUGGACGCGGAUACGAUGGAGGCGGAUGAUGACGACAGCAGCAUGGAAAUGAAUGCGGCGGAGGGAGGAGGAGGAGGAGGGUGGAGUAAAGCUGGAGUUGGGGUGUUGGGGAGCGCUUGCCUUUUGGGGAUUGGAGCGUUUGUGUACAAGGAGAAGAGGAGCAAGGGGGAUGCGCGGAGGCGACGGCGAGGAUGGGAUUACGAAUUCUUGUACAAGAAGAAGAACGAAACCUCAAUGUCCAAGAAGCACGAGGUUGAGCUCCCCAUGCUUGCUUGAUCAUGAAUUCAUGAUCAUAUAUCGUGCAGUAAUUUGUGGGCAGUGGAUCAAGAAAGGCUUUAUUGCUUAUUAAAUAAAAGUACAAAAGAGACAAUUCAAUUUAAGGAGACAUGCAUCUCUAGGAUUAUAACUAAGGCAGGGCAGCAGGUAUAUAAUUUUUCCAUUAUUUAACAUUUGCUUUUGUUUGUUGCCGUUCAUUUUUUUCUUCUUCUUCUUCCACAUUAUAAUUUCAUGUAUUAUGUCUUUGUCACCGUAAAUCACAAUUUGGUUGAACAUCUUGUCGAAUUUAACAUAGUGAUGAUGCUUUUUUUCCAAUCAAUACGAGACCCAGCAGCGAGCCAAGAGCCUUUUUUUUAUCUUUAUUGUUAUUUUCUAAGUGAUGUGGAAAAUAUUUAUGAAUUAUAUGAUAGGUCAUUGAGUAACGCGAGUCGUUAUUGGGAGACGAAAUUGAGAACACAAUCACCGUGUUAGAAACAUUGGAAUACAGUAUACAACUGACG